Molecule: messenger RNA, 557 nt
Organism: Amphimedon queenslandica
Lineage: Eukaryota; Metazoa; Porifera; Demospongiae; Haplosclerida; Niphatidae
Product: diacylglycerol O-acyltransferase 1-like
Exons: 5
Coding region: 31-543 (170 amino acids)
Biological process (GO): triglyceride biosynthetic process
Cellular component (GO): endoplasmic reticulum membrane
Molecular function (GO): diacylglycerol O-acyltransferase activity
Source: RefSeq, a predicted model, not a curated record
CAUUUAUUAUUUUAUUAUUAUUACUAGUCAAUGGAUUUAUUAAUGAUGAUACAGAGAGGACUGUUACUAGCGCUCCCUAAUCACCUCCUCUGGUUAUUAUUAUUCUAUUUUUAUUUCCAUUCCUAUCUCAACGUCCUUGCUGAGCUACUGAGGUUUGGUGAUCGCUCCUUCUACAAGGACUGGUGGAACGCUGACAGUAUUGAUACCUUCUGGAGACACUGGAAUGUACCAGUGCACCGCUGGGCUGCUAGGCAUGUGUAUUACCCGUUGCUCAGUAGAGGGUAUUCCAGGGUUAUGUCUCAGAUAGCAGUGUUCCUGUUGUCAGCUUUCUUUCAUGAAUAUUUGGUUAGUAUUCCUUUGCGUAUGCUAAGGCCCUGGGCAUUCACUGCUAUGCUAUCUCAAGUACCGCUAGCUCUUUUAACGUCAUUAGAAGUGAUGAGAGGUCAGCCUGGUAAUGUGGUGGUAUGGGUAUCCAUUAUACUGGGACAACCUCUGGCUAUUAUGAUGUACAUGCACGACUACCUCAUCCACAAUAAAUUGUAAUAAUAACUACUCUA